Messenger RNA from Pogonomyrmex barbatus (red harvester ant), 1695 nucleotides. It is a transcript of the gene aln, whose product is annotated as divergent protein kinase domain 1C. The record is from RefSeq and is a predicted model, not a curated record. NCBI's taxonomy places the organism in Eukaryota, Metazoa, Arthropoda, Insecta, Hymenoptera, Formicidae.
UUCAUAAAUUAGUUGUGCGCGACGCGACGCGACGCGACGCGACGCGACGUUCGCGUCAUUAAUGAAAAUGAUGUGUCGCUAAACCGCGUGAAGAUAAGGAUGCGCUGCUGAAAGAUAAAGAGACGAGAGAGAGAGAGAAAAAAAAAUCACUCCGCUCUUCUCAAUCAACUGCGUUUUUCUACAUUUACUGCCAUUAGAAGAAAUAGAUUCUAUAUUUUUUCGAAAUGAGAAUAUAUCAAAUCCUUAACAAGUAUUAUAAGUGCAGUCAGCAUCGGGAUGGGGCCGCGAUGGGAAUUCUCUGCGAACCACUGUGCAACGAAAAGGGAAUACACUCGCUAGCAUGCGAGACGCUUCACGCAGGCAAGGAGGCCGUUUUCUCCGCGCAUUGGGAAGCGACCCGACUUGUAUUUAAAGCUUCGAGGAUCAAAACACCAUCGGAGCAAUUCGAGUCGCUCUAUUGGGUGGACACGAGCGGUUCGCGGCACUUCCCGUCCGAGGAGGAGUUUGUCGUCAUGAUCAGAGACUUGGUUAUCAAUAAAUUAAACGUGACCCUCAUGCAACAUCAGCUGGAAAGACUCGCCCGGUUACGCACCCAUCGUGUCGAGACCGAUCCCGUGAAACGUCGAUUGGAGAUGGAGAAUCUCUGGCCGUUACUACAGGAAAACGAGUAUUUAAUGGCGAUUUUGUACGAGGAUAGGGACGUGUUCCCGCAACCGAUCGGCACGUGCGGCACGUUCUACGCGGUCGAGUACGUCCGGCCGAUCGAGACGCCCACGACGGUGCUAGCCCUAUCCGACUCGAAACCCGAAUGGGCCAAGAGGCUUAAACUCGCCGUAAUGAUCCUGAAUCUGCUCGAAGAGCUGGAGAUAUACUUCCCGGAGCCGCUUUAUCUCUGCGACGUGAAGAUCAAUCAUUUCGGUUUACCCCUCGGCGGACAAAAAUUGAAAUUCUUAGACCUGGACGCGAUCUUCCCUAAAACCGUCAUCGAUCGCAUCAUCGCCGAUGGUAAAAAUUGCGAGAAGAAUGAAGAUUGUGAUUAUUUCGACUGCCGAUCGGUGUGCUCGAAAAACAAACGCUGCGAAUCUCCGGUAUUGAAUAAUAAUUUACAGAUUAUUUGCGAGAAAAUUUUUCUCGGCUGGACGCUCUCAGGGACGAUAAUUAUUCCCGGAUUGCUCAUGUCGGAGCACACCACUAGCACGCUGGCGGUAUUAUUGAGACAAUGCGCUAAUCCAAGCGGCGACAUGACGCAUUUACCACGUGCGGCAGCGCCAGGCAGCCUAAAGAAACGACUUUACAACAUGUUGAGUGAGAUGGAACAAGAGUAUUCUGCAUUUGUAUGAAAAGGAAGAUUGACAUUUUCUAAUGUAGAAAAUGCGAUACAUUCGAAAUUACAAAAUUUAAAUAUCGUAUUUUUGGUGACAAUGGAACGAAAAAAACGCUGUAAACCUACGUAAUGGGAAAUAAUAGAAACAUUUUUAGACCUUUUCUUUUUAGAGAUUAUCGAAACUGUACAUGAACCAUUCGUUCAAAAUUAAAAAUCGACAUGUACAAUCCGUAUACCAGUAUAUUUAUAUUAGUAUAGAGCUUGUAUAGACGAGCCUAACAAAUGUGUAUACUUUUAUUUUAUCCAACUCACGUAACGAGAAUAUCUAAUAGAGGCUGAGUGAGAUACUAUAAAGAUAUAGUUUAUAAUUG